Topomyia yanbarensis is the source of this 1155-nucleotide messenger RNA. It is a transcript of the gene Mvd, whose product is annotated as diphosphomevalonate decarboxylase. Gene Ontology annotation, molecular function: diphosphomevalonate decarboxylase activity. The coding region runs from base 330 to 1046 and encodes 238 amino acids. The transcript is spliced from 3 exons. NCBI's taxonomy places the organism in Eukaryota, Metazoa, Arthropoda, Insecta, Diptera, Culicidae. The record is from RefSeq and is a predicted model, not a curated record. Gene Ontology annotation, cellular component: cytosol. Gene Ontology annotation, biological process: isoprenoid biosynthetic process; isopentenyl diphosphate biosynthetic process, mevalonate pathway.
GCACUUCGUGAUUGACCGAUUAGUAGAUAAUCUAUUCUCGUUUUUGUAUAAAAACUUGUAUGCACACUAUGUCACGAUCUCAUGUGUCACCCAUUUAUUUUUUCGAAUCGUAAUUCAAUAUGUAAAAUAGAAAGAUUGUUACUGAAUAUAAUAUAUUUUCAGUGAAAAAACUAGCUGAAAGAUCGCACAAGUGUGAGCCACACAUUUUGAACUGGAAGGUUCACGUGAAUACGGAAAACAAUUUCCCAACUGCCGCAGGGCUGGCUUCAAGUGCAUCCGGAUAUGCUUGUUUAGUAUAUACUUUGGCAUGUUUGUAUGGACUAGAGAACAUGGAAAUAACAUCCAUUGCUCGCCAAGGAAGCGGAUCGGCCUGUCGCAGCUUGUAUUCUGGUUUUGUGCAAUGGUGUAAAGGGCAUCUGCCAGACGGAAGUGAUUCGAUCGCUGUUCAGUUAUUUCCUCAUGAUUUUUGGCCUGAAAUGCGAAUCCUCAUUUUGGUGGUAAACGAUACCCGCAAAAAAACCAGUUCAACGGGAGGAAUGUCGACCAGUGUAAGAACGUCUAAGUUAUUGAAGCAUCGAGUGGAACACUGUGUACCGCAACAUACAAAGGAAUUAGUGAAGGCUCUUCACAUGAAGGACUUCGAAACAUUUGGAAGAGUUACAAUGCAGGACAGCAAUCAAUUCCACGCAGUAUGUCUUGACACAUACCCACCAUGUGUUUACAUGAACGACGUCUCGCAUGCUAUCGUUAAUGUGAUUCACCAAUUCAACGAUCUGAAGGGUGAAAUUAGAGUGGCUUACACCUUUGAUGCUGGUCCAAAUGCGUGCCUUUAUUUACUUGAAAAGGAUGUUUCCGAGAUGUUAGCUGUGAUAAAUAAAGUUUUCCCAAAUGAUAAACUGAAUUGUCCUGAAUACAUCAAAGGGCUUCCAAUAGAUUUAACACAAUUACCGGAACCGGCAACAGCAUUUACCCUCGCUGGACAAAACAUGCUAAAAUAUAUGAUCUAUACCAAGCUCGGCGAAGGACCGAAACGUGUGCCUAUAUAGUUCAUUGUGAUAUUAAAUUUUCUUAGAGGUGAAGGUGUUAUUUGCUUACGGAUUUCUUUCGGCAUCAAAUAUUGUUAAAAUAAAAUUUACCUUUUUUCCAUACGAAUAA